This is a messenger RNA of Ilyonectria robusta, 339 nucleotides long. RefSeq lists its product as uncharacterized. The transcript is spliced from 4 exons. Gene Ontology annotation, cellular component: endoplasmic reticulum membrane. The record is from RefSeq and is a predicted model, not a curated record. Gene Ontology annotation, molecular function: protein folding chaperone. Bases 1 to 339 code for a protein of 112 amino acids. Gene Ontology annotation, biological process: protein insertion into ER membrane. Lineage: Eukaryota; Fungi; Ascomycota; Sordariomycetes; Hypocreales; Nectriaceae.
AUGGCGCCCAACAAGGAUUCCCGACGAGUCGACCUGGUCAUCCCCUACCAGGAGCCCAAGGCCAAGAGCGAUACCACCGACUUCUCCUCCACCAUGGCCACGACCUUGCCCAUGGCUGCCAUGUUCACCCGGAAUAAGUUUAUCGGAUGGGCCGCCGUUGUCUUUUCCAUCCAGAGCUGGCUGGGCGAGAGCGAGGACGCGAAGAAGAACUCCACCACCCCGGGUUACUUCUCCGUCGGCAUGUCCAUCAUGUCCCUGGCAAUCACCUACCUCCCGAUGUUCCUACCCCCUGUUGCAGGCAAGGUGGCUGCCCCUGCCCAGCCCGCGAUCUUGACUUAA